CGCCCUCCCUUGCUUCCCGCCCUCCGACAGCGCCUGAGCGGCAGCCGCUCCAGGGAAAGGGGCCGCAGCCGCGUGGAGAGUAUGAGUGGCGCAGGGGUUCAGGCUCCCGCGACCCCUGGGGUCAGCCCGGAGGGCGACCCUGAGCCGCCCCCGUCGAUGCUCAGUGUCGAUCUGCCGGGGCUGUUGUCGCAGUUCGCGCGGAGUUUCGCGCUGGUCUUCCCCAUCUACCUGCUGGGUUAUCUGGGGCUGAGCUUCAGCUGGGUCCUGGUCGCCUUGUUAUGCCUCUUCUGGGUUCAGCGGCACCGAGGUGGAAAGAGCUCCCGCCUGGGCCGGGCACUCGCCUUCCUGCAAGACGAGGAGCGGGCAGUGCGGCUCACCGUCUCCACGGGAGACCUUCCCGCCUGGGUCCACUUUCCAGAUACUGAAAGAGCAGAAUGGCUAAAUAAGACAGUGAAACAUAUGUGGCCUUUCAUUUGCCAGUUUAUCGAGAAGCUCUUCCGUGAAACAAUAGAGCCUGCAGUGAAAGGAGCAAACAGCCAUUUGAGUACUUUCAGUUUCACAAAAAUUGAUAUAGGGCAUCAGCCCAUUAGAAUUAAUGGUGUGAAGGUGUAUACUGAAAAUGUGGAUAAAAGGCAGAUCAUUUUGGAUCUACAAAUCAGUUUUGUGGGAAACUGUGAAAUUGAUUUGGAGAUCAAGAGAUACUUCUGUAGAGCUGGAGUGAAAAGUAUACAAAUUCAUGGCACAAUGAGAGUUAUAUUGGAACCUCUGCUUGGUGAUAUACCCUUAAUUGGAGCACUAUCUUUAUUUUUCCUUAGGAAACCACUUUUGGAAAUUAACUGGACAGGACUGACCAAUCUUCUGGAUAUUCCAGGACUCAAUGGAUUAUCUGACACUAUAAUACUAGAUAUAAUAUCUAAUUAUCUAGUACUUCCAAAUCGAAUCACUGUUCCUUUUGUCAGUGAAGUGCAGAUUGCUCAGUUGCGGUUCCCCAUACCAAAGGGUGUACUAAGAAUACAUUUCCUUGAAGCUCAGGAUCUUGAGGGAAAAGAUACAUACUUAAAGGGACUCGUUAAGGGAAAGUCUGACCCUUAUGGGAUCAUUCAAGUGGGAAAUCAAAUUUUCCAAAGCAAAGUUAUCAAAGAAAAUCUUAAUCCAAAGUGGAAUGAAGUUUAUGAGGCCUUAGUCUAUGAACAUCCAGGACAAGACUUGGAGAUUGAACUCUUUGAUGAAGAUCCAGACAAGGAUGACUUUCUAGGAAGCCUGACGAUAGACUUAAUUGAAGUUGAAAAGGAACGUCACAUAGAUGAGUGGUUUACUUUGGACGAAGUCUCCAAAGGAAAAUUGCACUUAAAACUCGAAUGGCUCACAUUGAAGCCUACUGUUGAAAAUCUUGACCAGGUGCUAAAAAGCAUUAGAGCUGAUAAAGAUCAAGCCAAUGAUGGGCUUUCAUCAGCAUUGCUUAUUCUUUAUUUGGAUUCAGCAAGAAACCUGCCACAUAACCCUUUAGAUUAUAAUCCAGAAGCCUUGAAGAAGUCUGCUGUUCAGAAAGUCUUAAAGACAGGGAAGAAAAUGAACAGUAAUCCAAACCCCCUUGUCUUAAUGACAGUUGGACACAACGCACAAGAAAGCAAGAUCCGCUAUAAGACCAAUGAACCCGUUUGGGAAGAGCAUUUCACCUUUUUUGUUCAUAAUCCUCGACGACAAGAACUAGAAGUUGAGGUCAAAGAUGAACAACACCAGUGCUCCUUGGGAAAUUUUAAGCUUCCUCUUAACCAACUCCUUGCAAGUGAAGAUCUAACUAUGCAUCAGAGAUUUCAUCUUAACAAUUCUGGUCCAAACAGCACUAUAUCCAUGAAGAUUGCACUCAGGAUCCUUUCUCUUGAAAGCCAAGAGAGAUCUCCAGAUUACCAAUAUACGGCCAAAGUGAAGAGGCCUUCUGUUUCCAAAGAUGGGAGGAAGGGUACUUUCAAGCCUCAGGUCCCCCCCUCUCCGGCAGCUGAUGUGAGCAAAGCCCCAAGUUCUACAGUUGCAGAUGCCAAUAAGAGGACUGACGGGACGGAAACAGGCCUUCCCUCCAAUCCUAACCCUCCGUGGCCAACAGAUCUCAGCAGAAGUUCCUCCGGUCUUCUGACCACCAACCUGAGCGGUUCUCCCAGCCACCUUUCGGUCAAAGAGCCUACUCCAAGUAUAGCUUCAGACAUCUCUCUCCCCAUCGCCACGCAGGAAUUAAGACAACGUCUGAGGCAACUUGAAAAUGGAACAACGCUGGGACAGUCUCCAUUGGGCCAGAUUCAGUUAACAAUUCGUCACAGUUCACAGAGAAACAAACUUAUGGUGGUUGUGCAUUCAUGCAGAAAUCUAAUCGCCUUUUCAGAAGACGGUUCUGACCCUUACGUUCGAAUGUAUUUAUUGCCUGACAAGAGGAGAUCAGGAAGAAGAAAAACGAGUGUUUCAAAGAAGAAUUUAAAUCCAGUGUUUGACCAGGCUUUUGAUUUCAGCGUCCCUUUGUCUGAUCUACAGAGAAGAACUUUAGAUGUAGCAGUGAAGAACAGUGGAGGAUUCUUAUCUAAAGAUAAAGGUCUGCUUGGUAAGGUAUUGAUACCUCUAUCAGAAGAACUUUCCAAAAAUUGUACUCAGUGGUAUGACUUGACAGAAGAUGGGACGAGACCUAAUAUUGCACCUUAGACAGCUUUGGAUUCCAAAAGCUCCUGUUAGCAUAUCUUUGCCAAUCUUUAUGUAUUUUAUCAGCAUUGUACCGAUAUUACUUUUUAUAACUUUUAGUUACUUGGCCCAUCACCCCAACCAUUUUAUAAUAACUUGAGAUUUUGCCGUAGGCUUAAGCCAGCUUACUUAUAAACGAUUUUUUCCAUUUGUUAACAGCAAUUUUAAUGUGCAAUAGGGUUUGUAGAAUAAACAUUUGUUUUAGUAGGUCCUGUUAUGGCAUUUCUGUCCUUAAGAAAAGUGGGCUAUCUUUCAUUUCUUUUACCUUAUUUGUCUCUUAUCAAGAUAUCUGCCAUGUAAAUAGAUACUAUUUUUUAAAAUGCAUUUUCCUCAGAGGUGUGAAUGCUGAAAAAGAUGUCAAAGAAAACUAUUUUCUUUGGAAAAAGUAUGAUAUAAAAAUCUUAAAACAAAUUUGAGAAUAGCAUAGCUAGCAAAAUGGACUUACUCUUACUAAUAUUAUGGAUUUAAGAGUUUCUUAUUUUUAAAAAAUGAAAACUAUUGAUGUAAUGAUGUAUGAUUAAAUAUUUGCAAAAAAGGGAAAUACAAAAUAUUAACCUUUAAUAUUUAUAUUGAAAAAUGUAUUCUUUGAGUUUCAUUCAGAUAAUGCAUAUAAUUCACAAAUGCAGAUAUUAUAUAUUUACCCAGGAUGUGAAAAUGAAGAUUUAUGUAGUACAGUACCGUGUUUUUUCCAUUCACCGCUUCUUAUUAAAGGUUUAUUUGCCCUAUCCAAAAUGCAGGGAAAUACCAAUGCAACAGUAUCAUCAAGAUAUAUAACGAAUUAGGAUUUGGCAGCCACCUUGAUAGAACAUUGUGAUGUCAUAUUGAUUGCUACCGAUAGGAAACAGUUUAUAAUUGAGUUUUAAAGCAUGUUUACAAUUGUAUGUGGAAUACCAGCAAAUAAUGAGCUCAAGCUGUAUAGACUUCUGAAUUUCUGGUUGAUUCUUUCACAGUUGUUUCAGGACUAUCAGUAUUGAUUCCUGGAGCAGGGUUGUUUUUUUUUUUAAUCAAUGCAUGUAGUAGCCACGUAGCAUUCAUAGCACUGCAUUCUUUUGAAAGUACCAGUUCCAAAGUUGAUUCAUUCACACAUUACUAAUAAGGAAUAUGACAGUGCAGAAUGGGAGGACAUAGUGUGCAAAAACAGCAUUGAAGCUGAUCCACAGUGCUUCUGUAUAACAAUAAUGCAGGAAAAAAGACUUCCAGUGAGUCAUUUAAAAUCAAAUAUAUCUUCUAAUCGGUAUAGCUUUUUUUCCCCCAUUUGAUUUUCGCAGGCCCAGGAAAUGCAAGAACAGUUUGCUAAAAUGGGCUUGGUUAUUUGAGUGUGAACAUUUUAUUCAUUGUUGCUUUCAGAAUAGAAUCAAGGGGGAAAUUAAUUAUAUUUAUUCAAAUAUUUUUGAAAGCUUUCUCAGAUGGUUUUAACAAAAAUGAUGCAGUUUUGUAUUUUAACCCAAGAAAUGGCAUAGUUCCAUGGAAGUUAGCUACACACCAUUUUGAAUAUAUAUGCAAUGCCUUUCUAAGAAUAAUACAAUACUGUAAAAUAAUAACAUUUUAUCGGAAUUUUGAGAGUCUUAGAAAGUCCUCUUGGCCAAAUGAUUUCUAUGGUGAAUUAAACUUUAGGGAUAUUAGCUUUAUAAUUGAACUUACAAAAAUCUUAACUCUGGCUUAGACAAUUUUGAAGAAGUUCUCCAAGAGAAGCAGUCUUCACUGAAGCUUGUAGAGAACUUCCCAUUGUGCCCUAUAAAUAACUAGACUACUAAGGAUACCAAAGUGCCUGUAAUAUAUGUAGCAAAUUGUCUGUAUCAUGUUUUGAGAAUCAGUUGUCUAUAUUUCAGUGUGAUGUACCUGCACAUGGGCAUGUUGGCUUCAUUCAGAAUAGCAUAAGUAACUCUUAACACAACAUAGCUUAGGUUAGCGGUCCUCACUUCCUUUUAAAUGAUAGAAGUGCAUUUACUGCAUGACAACUUUCAGGGAAAUCUUUAAAAAAAAAAGAAUAUGCAGGUGGGUGAUUCAGCCAUUAAAUAUACUUAUGAGGAAAAAAAGAUAUAAAUAAAUAAUUCCAUAAUUUGAAAUUUUACUGGAAAAAAAACAAGAGAUCUUCUAACCUUUGCAUUCCGUUGUGGCUUACUGUGACAUCAGUAAGUAAGAGUACCAUAUAGUGGCAUUGCUUAAGUCAGGGGUCUCCCAACUUGGCAACUUUAAGACUUGUGGACUUCAACUUGUGUGUUUCAAGAGUUGCAGUCCACAAGUCUUAAAGUUGCCAAGUUUGGAAACCUCUGGUUUAAGUGGUAAUUUCUAAAGUUAUAUUUGAAUUCUACUAAUAAAGACAGUGUGGUGAGAAGAGGAGGCUCAUAAUAUCAACAAGUUCAUGCAGAACGAUUUAGCUCCUUGGGCUUCUUUUUUGCAAUCAAAAACUAAAAUUAGGAAAAGGAAUUUUAAAAAAUGAGAAAAAGCCCCCUGGUAAGUUGAAAUAAGACUUUAGUUUGAGGUUAAGGUACACAAAGUAAUGUUAUAUUCCCUAUCAUCUCUGUUCUUUCUAAUAAGGCCAUAUCUCUUGCAUUUUGCAUGAAUGCAAAAUAAUAAUAAUAAUUGAAUUGAUGCAAUGUGAAAUAUAUUGAAAAUAGCUCUGCAGUAAGAGAUGGAGAAAAUUUGGACCAAAAUCUGAAUGAUUACUAAAACAAUUUUCUGCCUUUGGGACAUAGAAACCGAGUGCAUGAAUAUCCUGUUCACAAUUUAAUGGUUCACUGAAGAAUGAUGAGGAUUGAUGAGAUUCCAAUUAGCAAUUCUAUGACUGAAUACCAUCAGAUUAGAUUUCUCUGUUUUCUAUUCUGUGCCUUAAAAAAGCUUAAAUAUUUCAUGUAAUGAAAGCCAAGCUUUGUUCUCUGUAUUUACCCAUCUUUAUGUGCUGUUGAAACUGGUGCAGUUUUUGCUGCAUUUUGUAUUUAGAGCUGUUGUAAUCUAACCACCAAUGAAGCUGUUAUUUGACUUAAGGAUUUAACAUUCUUUCCUGUUUCAAAUUCUAUCAUGAUGCAGCAACUGGGGAAAAGAAAAGAGUAGUUGUUUGACUACAGAUUGCAUUGUUUUUUGCUGAUCUAAUUUUGCUAUUGCAUGUAUUUAUUCAGUAAAUGGUCCAUAUGGA
Messenger RNA from Pseudonaja textilis, 5854 nucleotides. RefSeq names its product extended synaptotagmin 2 (gene ESYT2). Gene Ontology annotation, cellular component: endoplasmic reticulum membrane. Gene Ontology annotation, biological process: lipid transport. The record is from RefSeq and is a predicted model, not a curated record. Lineage: Eukaryota; Metazoa; Chordata; Lepidosauria; Squamata; Elapidae. Gene Ontology annotation, molecular function: phosphatidylcholine binding; calcium-dependent phospholipid binding; calcium ion binding.